Molecule: messenger RNA, 435 nt
Organism: Quercus lobata
Lineage: Eukaryota; Viridiplantae; Streptophyta; Magnoliopsida; Fagales; Fagaceae
Exons: 1
Coding region: 1-435 (144 amino acids)
Source: RefSeq, a predicted model, not a curated record
AUGCUUAGAAGGGAGGAGAGUGAGGGAUUGAUCAGUGGAGUUUCGGUUUGUGGAGGGGCACCAAGGAUUUCUCAUCUCUUGUUUGCCGAUGACUGCAUCAUUUUUGGAAAGGUGAGUGUUGAUGAAGGCAAUAGAGUGCUAAAGGUGUUGGUUGACCAUGAGAAAGAAUCGGGUAAAAAACUAAAUAAGGAGAAGACAUCUCUUUUCUUUAGUAGGAAUACUAGUAGGGAGAUACAAGAGGAAAUCAAAGAGAUUUUUGGGGCACAGAUUAUCCACAAACAUGAGAGGUAUUUGGGGCUGCCUAUUUUAGUGGGGAAAGGAAAAAUAAAGGCCUUUAGCUGCAUUAAAGACCAAGUUGGGAGGAAAAUUGCGGGAUGGAAAGGCAAGCUUUUGUCGAAUGCGGGUUUUGAAAUUCUGAUUAAAGUAGUAGCAUAA